Colias croceus (clouded yellow) is the source of this 1338-nucleotide messenger RNA. RefSeq names its product homeobox protein DLX-3-like. Gene Ontology annotation, molecular function: DNA-binding transcription factor activity, RNA polymerase II-specific; RNA polymerase II cis-regulatory region sequence-specific DNA binding. Gene Ontology annotation, cellular component: nucleus. Gene Ontology annotation, biological process: cell differentiation; regulation of transcription by RNA polymerase II. The record is from RefSeq and is a predicted model, not a curated record. The transcript is spliced from 2 exons. Lineage: Eukaryota; Metazoa; Arthropoda; Insecta; Lepidoptera; Pieridae. Bases 52 to 1200 code for a protein of 382 amino acids.
CUGCAUGUGCUCAAAACCACAACACAAUUAAAGUGAAAUGAAAGUGUGAAAAUGAAUUACGAACAACACAACGAAGUAUCGACCUCAUACAACAACAACAACCUGAAGCACAACUUUAACGAGUGCAAAAAUGACUUCUUCUACCCGGAGUGUGAUAAGAAGGACGACAAAUACUUUCGCCCGAAAAUCGAGGAUGCCCAAAUGAAUUCGUGUUUGAGCACACCGUUCUCCGUCAAAGAUAUCCUGAACAUAAACCAGACGUCGUAUUAUGAACAGAAUGACGUUUGGAAACGGGAUAGGGAGCAGAGAGGGCAAGACUACGAAAGAUUAUACCAUCAGAGCAGUUAUUGUACCGAAUAUUUCAACCAAAUGUACCCAGCGCAUGCUAAUGUUGAGUAUUGGAACCCCGAAUACCAUGAAAACAAAGCGGACGAAUAUUAUAAUAAUUAUAAUUACUGUCAGAAUGUUUAUCCUAAUCAGGAACAGUAUCAAAUGCAUGUACAAAUGCCGCCUAAAUUAGAUAAUAUGGAUGUGAUACCACCUGUUAAUCCUGGAGCUAAACUUGAUAAAGAAGUGUCCAUUCCGGGCAUUGGUUUGCCACCGGCGUAUUUACAUAAUGUGGAACCAAAGUUCUCGGCUAUGUCUAGGAAAACGAAGACGCCAUGCCCGAAAGAAAAAACCAGAGACAAAUCAACAAAGAGAAAACCACGCAUUCUGUUCUCUCAAACUCAAGUACACGACUUGGAAGUGAGAUUCAAAGCCCAAAGAUACUUGACAGCACCCGAAAGGGAACAGCUAGCAAAGAAACUAAACCUAACUCCAACGCAAGUGAAGAUUUGGUUCCAAAACCGACGGUAUAAGAGCAAAAGAAUAAAAUCACCUGAAGUAACAACAUCUACAGACGCUAAACCAAGCAAAAGCUUCGGUAGAAAACUCUUUAAACCAGAAAAUAGAGACAAGGUCGGUAUGCAUAAUUACGAAGGUUUUAAGCCUGACAUGUCAAACGAACUAAAUCCAGGCAUAUACUUCGAUGAUAGUGUAAACUACGUAGAGAACGAAAAAUACUACGGUAAUCGUUUACAUAUAGACGAGACGGUUGGAAGUACUUCGAAUUUCUAUGUACCAGAUGCUAUACCUAAAGAAGAUAUUUAUAAAGAAACAGAAAUUAAAAAGUACUUCCCAAUCAACUAUGUUUGUUAAUUACGUGUUAAGACUGACUGAUAGCCAAAGAUAAUUAUUUUGUUACAUUUUUUGUUACGUAUUUGCAAGUGCAAUUGAUAUUUUGUAUUAGAUUAAGUAUAGGAAUGUGCCAUUUUGUAAAUAAAUAUGAAAGACUGA